AAGGAGCACGGCGAAGUACGUAGGUACCGUUACAACUUGUUGCUGUGGGCUUGGCACGCGCAGGAUGAGAGCUGCGGCUCCCCGGCCGGCCUGAGCAGGGGCCCGCCUGCACCGAGCGCGCCCUCUGCCAGGAGAGUGAUCCGUCGUGUUGUUUCCCUCCACGUCCCGCAGGAGGAGGUGGCGUUUGGUCAGCAGCGCGGCGUGCUGGUGAGAUCCACAGGAGAAAUCCCCUUGGAGCGAGUGGGUCGGCGACGCAGCAUGCCUGGCACUGGUGAGGACAAGACCCCUGGCAUGGAGCCAACUGCCCCCACGCCAUUCCGGGUCACGGGGUUCCUGAGCAGGAGACUAAAAGGCUCCAUCAAGCGAACCAAAAGUCAACCAAAACUGGACCGCAACAGCAGCUUCAGAAACAUCCUACCAACUUUCAGGACCACGGACAAUGACAGAUCACAUCUGAUGCCGAGGCUGAAGGAGUCGCGGUCUCACGAGUCGUUGCUCAGCCCCAGCAGUGCGGUGGAAGCUCUCGACCUCAGCAUGGAGGAGGAGGUGGUCAUCAAGCCUGUGCACAGCAGCAUCUUGGGCCAGGACUACUGCUUUGAGGUAACCACCUCCACUGGAAGCAAAUGCUUCUCCUGUCGAUCAGCAGCAGAGCGGGACAAGUGGAUGGAGAACCUGAGGAGAGCUGUGCACCCCAACAAGGACAACAGUCGGCGUGUGGAAAACAUACUGAAGCUGUGGAUCAUUGAGGCCAAGGACCUUCCUGCCAAAAAGCGGUACUUCUGUGAGCUGUGUCUGGACGACUCCUUAUAUGCUCGGACUACCUGCAAGCUCAAAACAGACAAUGUAUUCUGGGGUGAGCACUUUGAGUUCAACAACCUGCCAGCAGUCAGGAGCGUGACUGUGCACUUGUAUAAGGAGACGGAUAAGAAGAAGAAGAAGGACAAGAACAGUUACGUGGGCCUGGUCAACAUUCCCAUUGGAGCUGUAACAGGGAGGCAGUUUGUGGAGAAAUGGUACCCAGUAAGCACACCCAACCCCAACAAGGGCAAAGCGCCAGGGCCUAUGAUCCGUCUCAAGUCCCGGUACCAGAGCAUGAGCAUCCUGCCAAUGGAACUGUACAAGGAGUUUGCAGAAUACACCACUAACAACUACAUGCUGCUGUGCUCUGUGCUGGAGCCAGCACUCAGUGUGAAGAGCAAGGAGGAGAUGGCUUCUGCCUUGGUGCACAUCCUGCAAAGCACCGGCAAGGCCAAGGACUUUCUGACAGAUCUGAUGAUGUCCGAGGUGGACAGGUGCGGCGAGAACGAGCACCUCAUCUUCAGAGAGAACACCUUGGCCACAAAGGCCAUUGAGGAGUAUCUCAAACUUGUGGGCCAAAAGUACCUACAGGAUGCUCUUGGCGAGUUCAUCAAAGCGCUGUACGAAUCAGACGAAAACUGUGAAGUGGACCCUUCAAAGUGCUCUUCGGGUGACCUGCCCGAACAUCAGGGCAACCUGAAGAUGUGCUGCGAGCUGGCCUUUUGCAAGAUCAUCAACUCCUACUGUGUGUUUCCUCGGGAGCUGAAGGAGGUGUUUGCAUCAUGGCGACAAGAGUGCAGCAGUCGUGGGCGACCGGACAUCAGCGAGCGGCUCAUCAGCGCAUCGCUGUUCUUGCGCUUCCUGUGUCCAGCCAUCAUGUCCCCGUCACUCUUUGGCUUGAUGCAAGAGUAUCCGGACGACCGUACGGCCCGCACGCUCACCCUCAUUGCUAAGGUCACGCAGAACUUAGCCAACUUCACCAAGUUUGGCAGUAAAGAGGAGUACAUGUCCUUUAUGAAUCAGUUUUUGGAGCACGAAUGGACCAAUAUGCAGCGCUUCCUGCUGGAAAUAUCCAACCCAGAAACCAUCUCCAACACCGCAGGGUUCGAAGGAUAUAUUGACCUGGGCCGCGAGCUGUCUACCCUUCACUCCUUGCUGUCAGAAGUGAUCUCACAGAUGGAGCAGAGCACUGCCACCAAGCUAGGCCCGCUGCCCCGGGUCCUGAGAGAUGUUAACGCUGCACUGAGCAACCCAACCGGACCCCCUGUUUCGGCCCCCUCCGAGCGCAUGGCCUCUCCUCCUCCCAUCGGCUGUACGAUAUCCACUGGCCUUCAGAAGAUGGUCAUUGACAGCGACCUCUCUGGGUUGCUCGAUUUCACGCGACUGCCGUCGCCAACUCCAGAGAAUAAGGACCUGUUUUUUGUGACGAGGACAUCGGGUGUGCAGGCCUCGCCCGCACGCAGCUCCAGCUACUCUGAGGCCAACGAAGCCGAUGUUCAGAUCCCCAAUGGCAGCAAGAGCCUGUCCAUGGUGGACCUGCAGGACAGCCGUAGCAUGGAGAGCGGCCCCAACGCAUCAGGCAGCGAUGCCCUGAAUGACAGCCAGUCCUCCAUUGGCCAGACAGGUGGCAUGUGGUCCGCUCGCACUCCCCAGAGCAGCGGUGGGGGACACACCCUGAGAAUGGCGGGGCAGACCCCCACUACACCUGGUUCCGAGAGCGUCCCGGGCCGGCCCCAGCUGCUGGCUCCGUUGUCGUUCCAGAACCCGGUGUAUCAGAUGGCGGCGGGCCUUCCGGUGUCGCCACGGGGCGUGGCCGACUCCGGGUCCGAGUGUCACAGCUCCGUCAGCUCUCAGGGUAAUAGCGAGGAAACGGCAGCAGGGAAGCACUCCUUCUUGAAUCAUGCACCUGGCAUGGCUGUCGCUGCUACUGGGGAAGACUUCCUGCGCCGUUCCGGCGAGUUCGCUCGUCGACAGCUGUCACUCAGCGAGUCACAGCACCAGUCCAAUGUGCCACGGCAGAACAGCGCCGGGCCCCAGCGCCGCAUCGACCAGCCUCCACCUACAGUCACCAGAGGGCGCACACCCCCUAACCUGCUGAACACUGCGCCGUACCCCCGGCCCUCCAGCGGCAGCAUGAUGUCAUCAUCCCCCGAUUGGCCUGGCAGUGGGGCGAGGCUGCGCCAACAAUCAUCCUCUUCCAAAGGAGACAGUCCCGAAAUGAAGCAGCGUACGCUGCACAAGCAGGCCCCAUCCCCAGUGAACCCCAAUGCCCUGGACCGUACCGCAGCCUGGCUGCUGAACAUGAACGUGCAGUAUAUAGAGCAUGAAGGGAUGGAACCGGACCCCAAACACAGAGACGAACUCAGAAGCAAGGAUGAUCUCACUCAAACCGAGAAGUACCAGCAGGAAAUCGCCGUCCUUCAGGAUAAGCUGCGGAUCUCGGCCAAGAAGCUGGAGGAGUACGAGUCACGGAUGAAGGGCCAGGACGAGCACGCCCAGAAGAUGCUGAUGGAAUAUCAAGCCCGGCUGGAGGAGUCCGAGGAGCGGCUGCGCCGGCAGCAAGAGGACAAGGAGUUGCAGAUGAAGGGGAUCAUCACCAGGUUAAUGUCCGUCGAGGAGGAGCUGAAGAAGGACCAUUCAGAAAUGCAGGCUGUCGUCGACUCCAAGCAGAAGAUCAUCGAGGCACAGGAGAAGCGCAUCGCGUCAUUGGACGCAGCCAACGCACGGCUGAUGAGCGCCCUGACGCAGCUGAAGGAACGGUACAGCAUACAGACGCGCAACGGCAUCUCCCCCACCAAUCCCACCAAGCUGCAGAUCACAGAGAACGGAGAGUUCCGGAACAGCAGCAACUGCUAGUGUGAUGAGUGGAGAUAGAACUGCCGCAGCGCACUCCAGGCUGAGGCAGAGGGGCAGCAUUGUGGGUCAGGAGCAGCCAGCUAUCAGGGAAAGACACCACAGGUGGAAAAAAGACUGAUUCAGGGCACAAGAGGAAGGUGGGAGCCAAACCUACUGAUGAUGAUGAUAUGCGGCAGAAUACCAUUAUUUUUAAUGGGAAUCUGUCCUUUAGGUGUUUAAGUUCAGGGCUUGUAAGAGUUUUAUUAGUGCUUACUGUAAUUCACAGCACUUUGGCUUCAGACUGAGGGCUGAUCUUGCUUUCUCCAGCUCUCCAGCAUCAGAGGAUGACCAGACCAUGUCAACCUGAGACCACAUCCUCUGUCUGAGAAGGGUUACCCUCUGUGUGUGUUCAAGCUUGUGACGAGCCACUAUAUAUCAAGUGUUUACCAGUGAAGUCCACCUGUCUCUGCUUUGAGCCAAUAUCCACAUUUCCCUUCGUUCAGGAUAUGGUUGCGCUGAUCUCACUGAAAAACAAAACAAACAGAAAACACUGAAGCAAAAAUUGUCUUGUGUUGUAGAUUUUUUUUUUUUUCCUCUUUUUUUUCCCUGAAAGCCACUAAAUGUUCAAAUUUUCCCUCAUCUGUCAGUUUCGAAGCUCUCUUGUCACUGUCACAACCACUGGGACGAAAAUUAAUUUGCAGUGCAUAUUUUUUGAUGCAUGUUAUUAUUCCAAACUUUAAACUCCUAUUGUAAACCCCUAGGCUGAGUGAUUCUGAGGCCAUCCUCACUGCACAUGUCGAGCAGUCGUACCACAGAUGUUUGCUGUGGAUCACAAUGUGAGUUCCGGAUGUGAUGGAAAGAUUCCAGUUGUCAGUGCGAUGACGGGCUUAUGGUGCGGUGGGAAAGAUGCUCUGGCUUCGCUCCUUGACCUCAGGGUCUCUCGAAGUCAAUGAACAGUUAUCCUCGCCGGUUUGCCGCACGUCUUUCAGAACCUGCUCGGAAAGUUAAAAAAAAUGUUCUUGUUUUCUGCAUCCCAGAGGUUUUUUGCUUUUGGGUUUUGAAGGAGAUCACUUCGGGUUAAAUGGUCUCAUCAGGGAUAAAAGUGGCUGUUUGGCAUUAAAUUAAGAAUAAUAUAGAUCAUAACUUUUCAAGCCCAAAAGCAGUUUUCCCACCUCGUCACAUUGCAUGUCGUUUGAGUGUAGGAUGAGUGCUUCUUUUUGCUGGAAGGGUUUCAGUGCACGGUUCUGAAUGUGUGAACAAACUCCCCUUUCCG
Molecule: messenger RNA, 4906 nt
Organism: Scleropages formosus (Asian bonytongue)
Lineage: Eukaryota; Metazoa; Chordata; Actinopteri; Osteoglossiformes; Osteoglossidae
Gene: dab2ipa
Product: DAB2 interacting protein a
Exons: 16
Coding region: 259-3654 (1131 amino acids)
Biological process (GO): regulation of GTPase activity
Source: RefSeq, a predicted model, not a curated record